CUCACUCUCAACUCGGAAAAGGUGGGCGACCAGGAGGAGAGCGAGGUCACAGAAUUAUCGCAGAAUGCUGAGCAGCGGGCACUGGUGAAUCCUGCCAGUCACUCGGGUGAAGCGGGUGCUGGUGCUGGUGGGGAGGUGAAGCAGAUGGUGGUGAUUGACAGCUCCUACCAGUGCCAGUUCUGUCCUGGGAAAUUCGUCACUUACUUCCAGCUGAAGUCCCACAUGAUCCAGCACAAGAACCAACAGGUGUACAAGUGUGUCGUGAAGAAUUGCACUCAGACCUUUGUGAAGCUCGAUGAGUUUGUUGAACACAUCAAGAAUCACGACGAUGAGAUAACAUACCGGUGCCACCUGUGCAGUAAGAUCUUCCCAUCGCUGUAUGAGCUGGGGGUACACCAAUAUUCUCACAACCUCUACCCCCAACAGACCCCCAAGAAAUGCCCCACGUUUUACAGGUGUUCGAGGUGUUUGAGUAAAUAUUCCACACCUGAAGCCCUUGAACAUCACCUCCAGACAGCCUCUCACAAUUACCCCUGCCCGCAUUGUCAGAAGGUCUUUCCAAGUGAGAGGUACCUAAGGAGACAUCUCCCAGUGCACGGUGGAGGAGGAGUGUUCAAGUGUCAAAUAUGUAAAAAGUCGUUCAAAACCGAGCACUAUCUCAAGCUUCACCUUCUCAUUCAUUCUGGUGAGAAACCGUUUAAGUGCACAUUAUGUUCAGCAGCAUUUAAUCGCAAGGAUAAAGUGAAGAGGCACAUGCUAACCCAUGAUCCCGUCAAGAAGUUCAAGUGCCCUUUCAGGGUACACUCUGGUUGUACAAAAGAAUUCAACAGACCUGACAAACUGAAGGCUCAUAUAAUCGCACACUCAGGAAUCAAGCCGUACAAGUGCCAGUAUUGCAGCAAGAGCUUUAGCCGCCGCGCCCACAUGAUGGAGCACCAGCACUCGCAUACAGACACCUACACCAUCCGCUGUGCCCCCUGUGGCAAAGGCUUCACCCGCGAGAAAUACCUCAAGCAGCACCGGUGCGGGCUGUUCGCCGGGCGUGGGGAGGAACGCCAGGCGCGGAAACGGCGUCCCGGUAGCCGCCGGGGCCCCUGCAAACCCAAGAGGGGCCCGUCUGAGAGCCACACUGCCCCUGGGACAGAGGAGGGAGCGGACGGUGGGCAGGCCGGGCAGCGCAGGGAGGAGCAUGUCAUCGUCCUGUCAGAGUCCGAGGAGGCAAAUGCCACCACCAACACCAACCAGAACUGGCUGACCAUCUCCAGCCCAGGCAACAGCACCUUGACCGAGCUGCCCAGCAGUCAGGGGGUAACUAUGGUUACCGUUCCCGUUUACAUCCAAGCCUCGGAAUAACCAGGCUCUGAACGGACCUUUCCACUACAGCACAGACUAGUUUUUUUUAUAUAUAUUCAAUAAAUAUAUGUAAAUAUGAAUAUAUCAAUAGCUGUCUUGACAGAGAGAAUGAUUAAAAACUUUGUACAAAAU
Messenger RNA from Chiloscyllium plagiosum (whitespotted bambooshark), 1485 nucleotides. Lineage: Eukaryota; Metazoa; Chordata; Chondrichthyes; Orectolobiformes; Hemiscylliidae. The record is from RefSeq and is a predicted model, not a curated record.